AUGAGGGUUGAGUUGCUACUGACGGAGCCACAGCUAAUUGGGCUGUACAAUAAGGUUCAAAAUGUUGGUCCUCAAGCAGGCCUCAUCACCACAACCGUAUCCCAACUGCUGCAGAAUGGGCAAGAAGGUCAGGACAUUGAUGCAAGUGACGGAGAGCAAGAGCCCACCAAACCCCAGAGCACCGUCCACACUCAGCCCAACUUUUUCAACACAGUCAUGCAAAAGAAGGAUCUCCUGCUGCGCCAGGAGGCUCUGCUACUGCCCUCCUCCAUUCCAGUCGGACUAACUAUGCAGCCCCUCCCACAAAGACGCCAGCUUCCUUCUCCGAGGCAAGUGGAUGCAUUGCGCAAACGCCUGAGCGUCAAAGGAGUACCAGCAGGGAUACUCGAUACCGACCUGGUGCCCACAGCCCUGCCAUUGUCAAGGGUCCUCACUUCGUACUUAACCCCACGCUCUCCUUCUGCAGUCCCUGAGGUGGCGACAGACAGGCAACGAAUUCCAGAAGGCCUGCCAGGCAUCAAAUCGGAAGCUGCUCGUGCCAGAAUGGCAGCGCCAACAAAAUCACUGAACCCCACUCAUUACGGUACAACGCAACAGCCACCCGUUCAGCUUGGUCCCUACGUCACGGAUUCACCUGACCUUGCCAGUGCUCGUCCCCGUCUGGAGGCAACCCCCAGUUCCAGCAAAGACAUUUCACUGGAUGCAACAGUGGUCCCUCUUGCUGAUCAGCAGACCCCAACGAUGGGAACAAACCUUUCUGGGAAAGAUUCGAAAAUGGGCGGGAUGGAGCCUGUGACCCACGAAAGCAGAGACACAACCACCACAACCAUCGUAACAACUACUAUAAUCACCAUCCUACAGACAGCAGUUCCUUGCAGUGUAAGUUUCUCCGAUUCAGAAGGGUAUAUAGACUCCACUGACUUCCUUCCAUUGUCUGCGUAUGGCUCUCUGCAGUGUACCUUCAACGUAACUGUCUUCAACGGAUAUGGAGUAGAACUCCAGGUUAAGACUCUGAAUCUCUCUGAGGGGGAGCAGCUCUCCAUCCGUGGAUUGGAAGAGGACAACUGGGUUGUUUUAGCUAACCAAAUGCUUCUGGUUGAAGGCCAGGUGAUCCGAAGCCCAACCAACACAAUUUCAGUGCUUUUUCGCUCAUUCCAAUAUGGAGGUAUUGGGACAUUUCAACUCCAUUAUCAGGUGUACAUGCUGAGCUGUGACUUCCCCCGGAGACCCAACUAUGGAGACGUGUCCGUGUUGGAUCUACAUGCUGAUGGCAUCGCACUCUUCCGUUGUAACUCUGGCUACCACCUGCAGGGACUGCAAACACUGACCUGCAUGAAUGCAUCCAAGCCACAUUGGAAUGCCAAGGAGCCAAGCUGUCUCGCACUCUGUGGUGGAUCUAUAUCUAACGCAACCAUAGGUAGAGUAUUGUCACCUAAUUAUCCUGCAAACUACAGCAACAACUUAAACUGCACUUGGAUAAUUGAAGGCACAAAAGGCCAGAAGUUCCAUAUGCACUUUGAAAAGGUUUCCCUUGCCAGGAAGGGAGAUAGACUAAUCAUCUACAGUGGAGAGGGUGCCUUCUCAACAGCUAUAUACGAUUCUUCAAAGAAUGAGUACUUCCCUCUGGAAGGUUUGAUCAGCAAUGAACCCUUUGUCCAGAUUGAAUUCACUUCCGAUGGAACUAAGACAGGAGGAGGGUUCAACAUUCGAUAUGAAGCCUUCGAGCGUGGACACUGCUUCGAGCCUUACAUGCAGAAUGGGAAUUUCACAGCAACCAAUCCUUCCUACAGUGUAGGGUCAGUGGUGGAGUUCACAUGUGACCCAGGUUACACUAUGGAACAUGGAUCAUCUGUCAUCGAGUGCAUUGACAUCAGGGAGCCAUACUGGAAUGAAACUGAACCACUUUGCAGAGCGGUCUGUGGUGGGGAGCUGUCCAGCCCAGCGGGAGUUAUUCUCUCUCCAAACUGGCCUGAACCGUAUGAUGAAGGAGAAGACUGCAUCUGGAGAAUUCAUGUCGGAGAGGACAAGCGAGUGUUCCUCGAUGUUCAACUCCUGAACCUCACUAAUAGUGACAUAUUAUCCCUGUACGAUGGAGAUGAUUUAACUGUGAGGAUUCUUGGACAAUAUGUUGGAAGCAAUGCCCCAUUAAAGGUAUACUCCACAACUUCUGACCUCACUGUCAGAUUCCAUUCAGAUCCAGCUGGCUUGAUUUUUGGAAAGGGGCAAGGAUUUAUCAUGAACUAUUACGAGGUAUCUCGGAAUGACACCUGCUCAGACCUUCCGGAGAUUCCCAAUGGCUGGAAAACCACUUCCCACAGAGAAAUGGUCCGUGGAACCAUGAUAACCUAUCAGUGUGACCCAGGAUACGACAUUUUAGGCAGUGACACCCUCACUUGCCAGUGGGAUCUCACAUGGAGCAGCGAUCCCCCAUUCUGUGAAAAAAUUAUGUACUGCACAGACCCUGGGGAAGUCAAACAUGCCAGUCGCUCCAUAUCAGAUACCAAGCUGCUGGUGGGGUCCACAAUACAGUUCAGCUGUGACCCAGGCUUUAUAUUGGAUGGAAAUGCGCUGAUAACUUGCUACAGCCGCGAGACUGGUACCCCACUUUGGACAUCUAGACUUCCACAUUGUGCACCUGAGGAGUCCGUAGCAUGCAAGAACCCUGGACUACCAGAAAAUGGUUACCAGAUUCUGUACAAGCGGUUGUAUCUGCCAGGAGAGACGUUAACAUUUAUGUGUUAUGAAGGGUUUGAGCUGGUCGGGGAGGUCACCAUCAGAUGCAUCAUAGCUCAUCCAUCUCACUGGAGUGGGCCACUGCCUCUGUGUAAAGCUGCUCAGUAUGGCUUCGAACACUCGUUGGAAGUAUCAGGGACAGCUGUGGAGACGUCAAUGGAAGGCGGGAAUAUGGCUCUGGCGAUAUUCAUUCCCAUCCUCAUCAUCUCCAUACUGCUGGGAAGUGCCUACAUUUACGUCACCAGAUGCCGGUAUCACUCAAACUUGCGUCUGCCUCUCAUGUCCUCUCACCCAUACAGUCAAAUCACGGUGGAAACAGCCUUCGACAAUCCCAUCUAUGAGACAGGCGACACAAGGGAAUACGAAGUUUCCAUAUGA
Carcharodon carcharias (great white shark) is the source of this 3111-nucleotide messenger RNA. Its product is annotated as seizure 6-like protein. Gene Ontology annotation, cellular component: neuronal cell body; endoplasmic reticulum. Gene Ontology annotation, biological process: synapse maturation. NCBI's taxonomy places the organism in Eukaryota, Metazoa, Chordata, Chondrichthyes, Lamniformes, Lamnidae. The coding region runs from base 1 to 3111 and encodes 1036 amino acids. The transcript has 17 exons. The record is from RefSeq and is a predicted model, not a curated record.